Messenger RNA from Pleurotus ostreatus (oyster mushroom), 1713 nucleotides. RefSeq lists its product as uncharacterized. The record is from RefSeq and is a predicted model, not a curated record. Gene Ontology annotation, biological process: transmembrane transport. Lineage: Eukaryota; Fungi; Basidiomycota; Agaricomycetes; Agaricales; Pleurotaceae. Bases 1 to 1713 code for a protein of 570 amino acids. Gene Ontology annotation, molecular function: oligopeptide transmembrane transporter activity. The transcript is spliced from 23 exons.
AUGUCUGAGGACGCUCUUCACUCAAGCGCGCCCCAUAGGUCGAACGGCUUGCAGUUCAAGGAAUACAUGGCGCCAGCCCCUCCCAAUAUCCAGGAAGUCCCAGACUUUGACGACCCUAAUAUCGACCCAGACGGUGCAUUUCUAGGGGAACUUGGCAUGGUAUGGGCCAUAAUCAUCCCAGGCCUCAAUCAAUUCUUCUACUUCCGAUAUCCUUCAGUAACAAUUGGCGGAAUUGUUGCGCAACUUCUGUCGUUCCCAGUAGGACGGGCAUGGGCUGCGAUCAUGCCCAAUGUGCGCAUCCUUGGCGUGUCAUUAAAUCCAGGACCUUUCACAAUAAAGGAGCAUGUGCGUAUGUCUGUUUACUGUGUAGACAUCGUGACUGACUGGCAGCAGACCGACAUAGUAGCCGUACAAAGAGUAUACUAUAAGCAAGUAUACAACUUCUCAUAUCAAUGGAUGUUGACCAUGUCGACACAAUUGAUCGGCUUUUCUAUCGGGGGUGUCGGAAGAAGAUUCCUCGUCCAACCACCGUCGAUGAUCUGGCCCUCCAACCUUGUCACAUGUACUUUAUUCAACACACUUCAUUCCCAAGUAUAUGCCGGGGUGGGAUCGCGCGGCGGUCUGAGUCGAGAGAGAUUCUUCUUUUACUGUUUCAUUGCAUCCGCGUGUUGGUAUAUCGUCCCUGGCUACCUCUUUCAAGCUCUUAGUGUCUUCACAUGGGCUUGCUGGAUAGCACCAAAUAAUGUCGUCGUAAAUCAAUUAUUUGGGUGCGUUGCUGAGCUCAGACAUAGCUUGAUAACUUUCGAUUGGGCCCAAAUAUCCUACAUCGGCAGGAUACUGACGCCGGUCCUCUACUACAAGAAUGUCUGGGAAGCGCAUUAUCUUCCAAUAUCCUCUCGUGGAUCAUAUGAUAACACUGGCAAGACGUACAACGUCACUCGGAUCAUCAAUGAAGACGCGUCGUUGAAUGUCACUGAGUAUAUACGAUAUAGUCCUAUCUUCCUGUCAACGACAUUCGCCGUGUCCUAUGGCCUAUCCUUCGCUUCUAUCACCGCUACACUCACGCAUGCUCUUCUCUACUAUCGGAAGCAAAUAUGGACACAGGCUCGAAAGUCGAUGAGCGAGCAAGCCGAUAUCCAUGCAAGGUUGAUGUCCAGAUACGCGCAAGUACCCGAUUGGUGGUACCUCGUUAUAUUUUUGGUCAUGUUUGCUUUUGGGGUUAUCUGCAUCAAAGUUUGGGAGGUUGACCUUCCUGUCUGGGGACUUGUACUCGCUCUUGCAGUCGCGUUCUUCUACAUCAUACCCAUAGGGAUGAUUCAAGCUAUCACGAAUCAGCAAGUGGGGCUGAAUGUAAUCGCAGAGCUCAUCGUUGGGUACCUACUCCCGGGAAAACCCAUCGCCAUGAUGAUGUUUAAAACCUACGGGUACAUCACCAUGUCACAGGCCCUAACAUUCACAUCCGACUUUAAGCUCGGACACUAUAUGAAAAUUCCUCCGCGGUCGAUGUUCUUCGCUCAGGUUCUUUGCGCUAUGAUUGCUGGCACCGUGCAACUGGGUGUCCAAGCGUGGAUGUUUACAAAUAUUCCGGGCAUUUGUACGCCCGAUCAGAAAAAUAAUUUUAUCUGUCCGAAUACCGAGGUCUUUGGAACAGCGUCAAUUGUCUGGGGUGUCAUUGGACCUGCACGUCAAUUCUCCAAAGGACAGACAUAUUAG